Molecule: messenger RNA, 522 nt
Organism: Adineta ricciae
Lineage: Eukaryota; Metazoa; Rotifera; Eurotatoria; Adinetida; Adinetidae
Source: the annotation of a GenBank genome assembly
AUGAAUAUCGCGAACGUUCAUUUCCACGUCCAACUCCCACGUCGCAAACGAUCUACUUCUGAACUUGCGAAAUCGAUUGGUUUACCUGAAGAUGAGCUGAUCGAGUGUCGGCAUAUUAAACCUCAACGAGCUGCGCUUGCAGUAUUUAACAAAUUGUAUGCUACACAUCGUGAACGUGCCAAACUAAUCAGUAUCAAGAAGUUUGCUCGAGGAAAUACUCAAUUACUCAACGACAUUUUGCAAUUCGCUCGUCAAUGUAAUCCAUCUGUUAUAUUUACAACCGAAAAAAUACGCGAAGCUCUCGGCGGUUCUAUUAGACAAUCCAAACAUCAUGUGAACAAGUUCAUGAGUGUAGACUUGAACUUAGUUGGUGUUAAUGAGCAGGAAAUGACCGAUCGCAAUGGUGUCGAAUUAGGAUCAAGCAGCAACAUGUCUGUGGUGGAUGCACACUCAGAAAAUCUUACCGAUAAGUAUUUAAAUCAAAACUCAAUUGCAGAAUUUGAUCAAAUGGAUGAACAAUAA